Messenger RNA from Cheilinus undulatus (humphead wrasse), 414 nucleotides. RefSeq names its product protein CEBPZOS-like. The transcript is spliced from 4 exons. The record is from RefSeq and is a predicted model, not a curated record. Lineage: Eukaryota; Metazoa; Chordata; Actinopteri; Labriformes; Labridae. The coding region runs from base 147 to 392 and encodes 81 amino acids.
CUCAGGAAGCGGCGUCCGUGUUCAGCAGCCUCGUUUGCACAACACGGAGCACAAGGACGGGGAACGUUUAUCUUUGUUUUGAGUGAUUUUUCUUUUCGUUUUUAUUCAUUUAGACUGAAGAGUUUUCUCCUGCCUCGAACCUGAAGAUGGCUCCUAAAUCUCUGAAUCCUCUGGCCAUGAAGCUGAUGAAGGGAGUGAUCGUUCUGGAGCUGGUGGGCGUCCUCGGAGCGUACGGUCUCUUUCAAAUGAUGAACAGCAGCCGAGAUUUCAGGAACACCAUGAACAGGAGGUUUCCUUCGAUACUGGAAGUUUAUUACCAGUCCAACGAGUGGGCGGGCGUCUACGGGAUCAGAGAGAGAGACCACGAAGCCUGGUCGGCCAAGCAGGACUGAAGCCGUCAGUCGGAGUAAAGAA